CGGUAGAGAAGAUUUGGAGCCCCCCAAGGGUGAGUACAAUGGGCUCUGGCAAGUCCCGAUCCUGGCCCAAGUCUCUGGCUCCGCUGGAUUGUCCCUUAGGCUCUCCCACUCUCUCGGUUUUUCCCCCUCCCCGCCACCAUUUGCAUCUUGCCGAAAGCCGAGCCCUUCCCACUCAUUUGCAUAUCUUAUAUGGCCUAAUGGUGGCGAUCAUGGCAAGUUAGAAGUUUUCUGACUCCUCUCGGAGGAGACUCCGGGACCCUGGGGAGUAACAGGUGUCUGGAGGCUAAAGGGUGGAGGGGUUCCAGGACUUGGGGUUCUCUUGUAAAACUCCCCUCCACCCUCCUCUCUCACACCCACCCAUCCCCUCACACCCUUCUUUUUCCGACCUUGGAAAAUGGUGUCCAAGCUCACCUCGCUACAGCAAGAACUCCUGAGCGCCCUGCUGAGCUCUGGAGUCACCAAAGAAGUGCUGAUCCAGGCCUUAGAGGAGUUACUGCCGUCCCCGAACUUCGGGGUGAAACUGGAGACGCUGCCCCUGUCCCCCGGGAGCGGGGCGGAUCUGGACACCAAGCCGGUUUUCCAUACUCUCACCAAUGGCCACUCCAAGGGUCGAUUGUCUGGGGACGAGGGCUCGGAGGACGGGGACGACUAUGACACCCCUCCCAUCCUCAAGGAGCUGCAAGCACUCAACACCGAAGAGGCCGCGGAGCAGCGGGCAGAGGUGGACCGGAUGCUCAGUGAGGAUCCUUGGAGAGCUGCCAAAAUGAUCAAGGGCUACAUGCAGCAGCAUAACAUCCCCCAGAGGGAGGUGGUUGAUGUCACAGGCCUGAACCAAUCCCACCUCUCCCAGCACCUCAACAAGGGCACCCCAAUGAAGACCCAGAAGCGAGCUGCCCUGUACACCUGGUACGUCAGAAAGCAACGGGAGAUCCUCCGACAGUUCAACCAGACAGUCCAGAGCUCUGGAAAUAUGACAGACAAAAGCAGUCAGGAUCAGCUGCUAUUUCUCUUUCCAGAGUUCACUCAACAAAACCAGGGGCCUGGGCAGUCCGAGGAUGCCUGCUCUGAGCCCGCCAACAAGAAGAUGCGCCGCAACCGGUUCAAAUGGGGGCCCGCAUCCCAGCAAAUUUUGUACCAGGCCUACGACCGGCAAAAGAAUCCCAGCAAGGAAGAGAGGGAGGCCUUAGUGGAAGAGUGUAACAGGGCAGAAUGUUUGCAACGAGGGGUCUCCCCCUCCAAAGCCCAUGGCCUAGGCUCCAACUUGGUCACAGAGGUCCGUGUCUACAACUGGUUUGCAAACCGCAGGAAGGAAGAGGCAUUCCGGCAGAAGCUGGCCAUGGAUGCCUAUAGCUCCAACCAGACACACAAUCUGAACCCCCUGCUCACCCAUGGCUCCCCUCAUCACCAGCCCAGCUCCUCUCCUCCCAACAAGCUGUCAGGAGUGCGCUACAGCCAGCAGGGAAACAAUGAGGUCACUUCCUCUUCAACAAUCAGUCACCAUGGCAACAGUGCCAUGGUAACCAGCCAAUUGGUUUUACAGCAAGUCUCCCCAGGCAGCCUGGACCCAGGCCACAGUGUCCUCUCACCUGAUGGUAAAAUGAUUACUGUCUCAGGAGGAGGACUUCCCCCCGUCAGCACCUUGACGAAUAUCCACAGCCUCUCCCACCACAAUCCCCAGCAAUCUCAGAACCUCAUCAUGACCCCCUUGUCUGGAGUCAUGGCCAUUGCACAGAGCCUCAACACCUCCCAAGCCCAGAGUGUUCCUGUCAUCAACAGUGUGGCCAGCAGCCUGGCAGCCCUCCAGCCUGUCCAGUUCUCCCAACAGCUACACAGUCCACACCAGCAGCCCCUUAUGCAGCAGAGCCCAGGCAGCCACAUGGCCCAGCAGCCCUUCAUGGCUGCGGUAACUCAGCUACAGAGCUCCCACAUGUAUUCACAUAAACAAGAACCCCCUCAGUAUUCCCACACCUCCCGAUUUCCAUCUGCGAUGGUGGUCACAGAUACCAGUAGCAUCAAUACCCUUACCAGCAUGUCUUCAAGUAAACAGUGUCCACUGCAAGCCUGGUGAUGCCUACAUAACCACUCACUUUGUGUGCAGCAACAAGGACCCCAUUUUCCACGCCAUCAAGUCUCUCUGGGCAGCUGUCGUAGAAAAGCCCAGUGAUGCGAUGAGCACCCGGGAGCCCAGGAGAGGUCCCUGCUGACCUGACACCCUGCAGGCACCUUGAACAACCUGCUCUCUCGAGGUGCAGCUUGAAGCCUAGCUUCCCUUCUCUGCAGUAUUGUCAUGAUGCCUCUCCCGAGACGCCAAGUGCCCUUGUUUCUCCCAGAGGUGGCUGGUGCCAAGUGGUGCAACAGGAAGCGAGAAAACCAUGGAGUCUACGCGGCAAUCCUUCAUCGAACAAACUGAUGCAAAAACUUGAAUCUGUUACUGAAAUGACCAGGAGGACCGGAGAGAAUGUGUGCUAUUGAACUGAGCCAGACACUGUAAAUACUGACAAGACUCCCUCUCCCAUCCCAGAUGAUUUAAAGAUUUCUUCUAAAGAAGUAAAUUUGUCCAAUGGGUGUAAACUAUAAACUAUUGUAAUUAAGUGCAAUUUCCCUUCCAAGUAUCUACCCCCACCCUGUAUAUAUUACUAAAGUGUCUAUCACUUUUCUUUGUAAAGGUCAGAGUUGAAAUUCCAAAAGUAACGUGUUCCCUCCCCACUCCCCAUGGAAAAACACCCACAGUGGGAAAUGAAUCUCUUUACCUCCCCUCCGGCCACAGGGAUGGCAUACUUUGGACAGGCUGCCAGCUAGCUCUGUUCUCCUGACAUUAAGACACACCUCUGGAUCUCUAGAGGGGUGGGACGUAGUGGCAGCGUGAUGCCCUAGCUUCCCGCGGGCCUGGGGCUCAGCCAGUGGCUCCUCCACGAAAUUCCAGGGCAGGGAUACUGACUGGCUAACAGCCAUCUCAGGAAGCCUCCCAUUAAAGCAAUUUAUUUUGUCACUG
Molecule: messenger RNA, 2992 nt
Organism: Phodopus roborovskii (desert hamster)
Lineage: Eukaryota; Metazoa; Chordata; Mammalia; Rodentia; Cricetidae
Gene: Hnf1b
Product: HNF1 homeobox B
Exons: 9
Coding region: 395-2068 (557 amino acids)
Biological process (GO): pancreas development; positive regulation of DNA-templated transcription; regulation of transcription by RNA polymerase II
Cellular component (GO): nucleus
Molecular function (GO): DNA-binding transcription factor activity, RNA polymerase II-specific; RNA polymerase II cis-regulatory region sequence-specific DNA binding
Source: RefSeq, a predicted model, not a curated record